Messenger RNA from Hibiscus syriacus, 1103 nucleotides. Its product is annotated as transport and Golgi organization protein 2 homolog. The record is from RefSeq and is a predicted model, not a curated record. Lineage: Eukaryota; Viridiplantae; Streptophyta; Magnoliopsida; Malvales; Malvaceae. The transcript has 5 exons. The coding region runs from base 145 to 957 and encodes 270 amino acids.
GCCUUUCAUCAUCCAUUAGUCGGAGCUGAUAUAAGCAGCUGCCGCCUACCAAAUGGGGAAAAACUGUGAAGAUCACAAACCCCAAAGCCAUUAAAGAUCCGGUGGGUUCCAUUUUUGCAGGCGGAUUUCAGCACUAAAAGAUACAUGUGCAUAGCGGUGUUUAUGUGGGAGACCCACCCACUUUACCCUUUCGUUUUGCUUUUCAACAGAGACGAGAAUCACAAUCGGCCGACCGAGCCAUUGAUUUGGUGGGAAGGUGGAGAGAUUCUGGGAGGGAGAGAUGGGCAAGCUGGUGGGACAUGGCUGGCUUCUUCGAGAGAUGGAAGGAUCGCUUUUCUCACCAAUUUUAGGGAACUUCAAUCGAUUCCUCAAGCUAAAAGCAGAGGGAAUCUCCCUGUUGAUUUCUUAAAGAGUAAGAAGAAGCCCAUUGAAUUUGCAGAAGAAGUAGUGGAGGAGGUAGAUCAGUAUAAUGGGUUCAACCUAAUACUGGUCGAUAUUCGUUCGAAAUCCAUGGUUUAUCUAACGAACCGACCGGAAGAAGACGGCAACUUUGUUACAGAGGUUUCGCCUGGGAUUCACGUGCUAACAAAUGCAAAUCUGGAUCCACCUUGGCUCAAGGCUCGACGAUUGGAUCGAAAUUUUAGGGAAGCGUUGGCUAAAUACGGUAACGACGAUGAACUUCUGGUUAAAGAGAUGGUUGCCGGACUAAUGACGGACACCACUACAGAUGAUAUAAGCUCAUUACCUCAAAUAUACCCCCCCCCCCCCGAGGCUGAACAUCCUACGAGUGCCAUUUACAUAGAUACCACUCGUUCUCAGGGGCGUUAUGGAACGAGAUACCAGUCAGCGUUGACGGUGAAAUCGGACGGCGAGGUGUGCUUUUAUUUAAGAUAUUUGGACAAGGAUCUAUGGAAAGAGCAUACUGUAACUUACCAAAUAAGGAUGACAACAGAGUAGAUUAUUUUGAUCCGAACUCGAUCUGAUUUUAGGAUAUGAAAUUAUCUAGAAUUGCAUAGUUUCACAUUUCAUAAAUACAGUACUUCAGCAUCAAACAUGCAAAACCCAGAUUUUGCAGCUCAUUUACUGGCAGUAACACCACUCUU